AUGAAAACUGCAAUCUCUCUUUGGGGCUUCCUCGGCCUGGCUGCCGCAGUAUUGCCAGAAUGGAACUCUUUCCCAGGACACUCUCCUGCCAUUGAAAACCGUUCACUGGACCAAAUUUACGCCGCUGCCAAGAGAGAACACGGUAGCCUCGUUGUUCUUUGGGGAGGAGAUGAUGUGAGCCAGGGCCAAUCUACCAUCGAUGCAUGGAAAGCCCGUUUCCCGGAUAUUGAGCUAAACCUCACUGUCGAUGUCUCGAAAUAUCACGAUAGCCGCGUCAAUCGCCAGUUUCAACGUACCGGGUCUGCUGGCGCCGAUAUUGCAGUCUUGCAAACCGUCCAUGACUAUCCUCGUUGGAAGAAGGAGGGUAGACUGUACCCCUAUAAACCGGCCCAUUGGGAGGAUAUCUGGUCAACUAUCAGAGAUCCUGAUGCCGCAUUUGUGCCAGCUUUUAUCUUCAACUUCGGCAGUAUUGUCUACAACCCCAAGCUCCUCAAGAAAUCCAAUGUUCCGUCAACCUGGGAGGAAUUCACUCGCCCAGAGUGGAAGAACAAGCUCGUUCUGACUUACCCCAAUGACGAUGAUGCUGUGCUGUAUCUAUUCUCUAUAAUCAUAAACCAAUACGGUUGGGAAUGGUUCGAUGCCCUUCUCCAACAGAAUGUGAAAUGGGUCCGUGGCACCGGUGAGCCAGCAGCCGAAAUCGAGCGAAAGAAUUCAACCCGGUCUCUGUCCUUUACCACCUCAGUCGGGGGAAACCUAGACAGCAUCGAUCCUAAGGACUCUCUAAUGUAUUGGCCUCAAACCGGUGCUAUCUUUGCUUCGACCCCUCGUCCCGAAAGUGCCAAAUUGUUCAUGAGCUGGCUACUAAGCGACGACCACCAGAAGACGUUUAAUGGCAGCUACCUCGUCCGAAAGGACUUGUCGUCUACGGCGGGAAAAGUUUGGGAUCACCCUUCCUCGUCUCUCACCCAGUUUUCCACUUUCAUGGAGAAUCGUGAAUCCGUCGAGUGGUGGAAACUUCAGGUCGAGACUUCUAUUGGAACUGCCCAGGGUGAUAUUUCUUUGUUACGCGGGAGAAAGUAA
Penicillium waksmanii is the source of this 1080-nucleotide messenger RNA. Its product is annotated as ABC transporter substrate-binding protein. The transcript has 3 exons. The coding region runs from base 1 to 1080 and encodes 359 amino acids. Lineage: Eukaryota; Fungi; Ascomycota; Eurotiomycetes; Eurotiales; Aspergillaceae. The record is from RefSeq and is a predicted model, not a curated record.